UCCUUUAAGCAAAGAAUUAGUUUUUGAUAUUGAUAUUUCUGAUUAUAAUGAAGUACGUACUUGUUGCAAGGAAUCUGAUAUGUGUGAAAAAUGUUGGCCUUUAAUGGUUAUUGCUAUAAAAAUUUUGGAUAUUGGAUUGAGAGAGGAUUUUGGGUUUGAACAUAUUUUAUGGAUCUAUUCUGGAAGAAGGGGUAUACAUUGUUGGGUUUGUGAUGUAUUAGCUAGAAAAUUAGACAAAAAUGUUAGAUCAGCCAUUGCAGAAUAUUUUACCAUUGUUAUAGGUGGUGAAAAUAUGUUACGCAAAGUAGAACUUGAAGAUCCCAUACACCCAUCUAUAUCUCGCUCUUUCAACAUAAUAAAAAACUAUUUUGAGAAAUUGAUGCUCAUAGAUCAAGAUAUAUUGGGAACUCCAACUGCUUGUGACAAGAUUUUAGCCCUGAUUCCAGAUAUCGAUUUGAGAAAAUUGGUGAAAAGGGAGCUAGAGAGCCAAACCAAAUCUAUGUCUUCCAUCGACAAAUGGAAUAUAAUGAGCAAAAUUGUCAGUCGCGAAACAUCGAAAGGUAAAUAUCAGAAAUCUUCCAAAUGUCGACAAGAAAUCAUGUUACAAUAUUGUUAUCCUAGACUAGACGUUAAUGUUACUACUGGAUUAAAUCACUUGCUCAAGAGUCCUUUUAGUGUCCACCCUAAAACAGGGCGGGUGUGCGUGCCAAUCGAUAUCGAAAACAUUGACGAAUUCAAGCCUUUGAAAGUCCCCACUAUUGAUCUAUUAUGCGACGAAAUUAAUGCUUACGAAAUGAGUUCCAAGGAUGAAGAUGCCAUUAUCGAGGAUAUGGAAAAUAAUGUGGAUGAUAGCACGGGAAAUCAACCCAAGAAACUCAAAAUUAUCAAAGAUUUUAAAAAGACCAGCCUAUACCCUAGUAUACAAACAUUUGAAAAAUUUGUUCAAAAUUUGGAAGCAUCCUGGAAGGGUAAAUUGCUUGAACAAAGUGGUAAAUAUUUUUUAAGAGAAAAUUUUUAA
Gordionus sp. m RMFG-2023 is the source of this 1018-nucleotide messenger RNA. Its product is annotated as DNA primase small subunit-like. NCBI's taxonomy places the organism in Eukaryota, Metazoa, Nematomorpha, Gordioida, Chordodea, Parachordodidae. Gene Ontology annotation, cellular component: alpha DNA polymerase:primase complex. Bases 80 to 1018 code for a protein of 312 amino acids. The transcript is spliced from 10 exons. The record is from RefSeq and is a predicted model, not a curated record. Gene Ontology annotation, biological process: DNA replication, synthesis of primer.